AUGGCCUCCCAAGCGCAGCAAGAGCCGACUCCCGACGCAGAGCACUGUUCGUCUGCGCACCCAGACGGUUAUGGUCACGAGCUUUACCGCCACGAUCACGAUCACCACCAUGGGCUAAGGGGAGAUUACAGCCGCAAAGAGGGAGGCGACGACGAGAACAAAAUCGCCAUGCAAGCCUCUGCAAAGCACGCUGAAGAGACGCUCGCUCCCUUUCUCUCCGAACACAUUCCCACCCAAUACAACCCAACUGGAGCCGAGUCGAGGACUCAGCAGGACGAUCGUGAAGAGCCGAACGCGAAUACCAAGUUCUGCUACCGCCAUCGGCCAGAUCUGAAGUGCCGCAGGCAAGCCAACGAGCCGUCAAUGGAGCAGUUGCAGAACGAGCUGGGAACUCUUUCGCAGUCAGACCAACAAGCCAUCUCCCAUGUCUGGUCGCUCUUUUCCGCCGCGCCCGCCAAACAUCGCAACCUGAUGCUUCAAGGCAUCCUCACGCAAUGCUGCUUCCCUCAGCUAUCUUUCAUCUCCGCCAACAUCCGCGAUCUCAUCAAGAUCGACUUUCUAUCAGCCCUGCCCGCCGAGCUUGGCUUCAAAAUCCUAUGUUACCUCGACACCGUCUCGCUUUGCAAGGCGGCCCAAGUUAGCCAACGAUGGAGGCGUCUGGCAGACGAUGAUGUUGUCUGGCACAAGAUGUGUGAACAGCACAUUGACAGGAAAUGCACAAAAUGUGGAUGGGGACUGCCAUUACUGGAGCGCAAGAGGCUGCGCGCGGAGAAGAGACAGGUACAAUUGCGUGCUACUGGCAGAGGUUUAAACGAAUGGUCACCAGCCAUUACUCCAGUCCCGGAAGAGCCCAGCGUAGUUGCGGAGAGUUCGAAACAAGGAGCUGCUCCGGACGCGGCUAGCUUGAAACGUGCCUUGGAAGAAGGCUCCUGCUCCCCUGAGGCUAAGAAGGUCUGCAUGGCUUCGCCGCCAAAGGCCCGAUCUAGGAGCGAAGCAAGCGAGGCUCCCCAAAAACGACCAUGGAAAGAUGUUUACAAAGACCGAUUCAAGGUUGGGACAGCCUGGAAAUACGGACGGUGUACUACCAAGGUCUUCAAAGGCCACACGAACGGAGUCAUGUGCCUGCAGUUUACCGACAACGUCUUGAUCACAGGCUCCUAUGACACAACGGUGAAGGUGUGGGAUAUCAAUACCGGCGAGUGUGUGCGGACCAUGAACGGUCAUACAAUGGGGAUUAGGUGCCUCCAGUUCGACUCCUCUGGCCAGCUCAUGACUGGAGGACUGAACGGCGAGAUGUAUCUUUGGAACUGGAAGACUGGACAACGCCUUCGGAGCUUCCCACAGCACGGCGAUGGGAUUCUAUCUUUGCACUAUACCACCCGAUAUGUCGCAUCUGGGUCGAGAGACAGCACAGUGCGUGUUUUCGACAUGGGAUCUAGUGUCGAUAAGCGAACUCAGCGUAACUUCUCACGCUCGUUCGUACUGCGCGGACACCGCGAUUGGGUGAAUUGCGUCAGGAUCGAUGAGGCAUCGCGUACCUUGUUCUCAGCAUCGGAUGACUGCACCAUCAAAUUGUGGGACCUUGACACCGGCGAAUGUAUAAGAACAUUUGAAGGCCACGUCGGGCAGGUGCAGCAAGUGGUGUUGAUGCCAAUCGAAUUCGAGUUGGACGGCCACAGAAGCUCUACCGGUGAAAGGGACGACGAUGCUAGCAGUGUUAGCUCCGUCACCAUCGCCGCUUCGCACCAGGAUAUUUCUAGGCAUCACGAGGAGUCGACCAGCUCACCUCAACAAGGCGAAUCGUUCUGGCCAAAUGAUCCGGAGCGACCUGCGCCCCCGCGAUACAUGUUGACUGGUGCGUUGGAUUGUCACAUCCGCUUGUGGGAUACACAUUUCAGACCUCCCCCAGCUCGCCAUCCGACACCGCAAUCCCAUGACGAGUUCGAGAUCCUGCCGACGGAUCCGCUGACCAACUCUCACUUUCCGCGCGCCCAAGCCUGCAUCCGCACAUUUUUUGGUCACGUCGAGGGCAUCUGGGCAUUAUCAGCUGAUCACCUGCGGUUGGUCUCUGGGGGUGAGGAUCGCAUGAUGAAGGUCUGGGAUCCCCGGACGGGCAAGUGUGAACGAACUUUCACGGGACAUCAGGGCCCCGUCACCUGCUCCUGGCUGAGUGACAGCCGCGUCGCCAGUGGAAGCGAAGACUGCGAAGUUCGAAUGCUCUGCUUCGGUGAUGAGUGA
Lecanosticta acicola is the source of this 2238-nucleotide messenger RNA. NCBI's taxonomy places the organism in Eukaryota, Fungi, Ascomycota, Dothideomycetes, Mycosphaerellales, Mycosphaerellaceae. The record is from the annotation of a GenBank genome assembly.